GUGGCCCUUGGCGCUGGCCCCUCCCGGACACUUUGUGACCAGUGGUGAAGAGUGUAGAGAAGCACAUGUGCAUGCCUGCUGGCAUGUGGGGGCCACGUGGAUUGGGCUCCAGCAAGGAAGCAGCCCCAGGACACAACCCUUGCACAAACCAGGUAGCAUGUGACUGAUGGAGGUUUGAGGGUAUCGAUAGCGUGGGCAGAGCAGAGGUGGUCUGUGAGUCAGUCCUACUCCAGGGCGCAGGAGGCCCAGAGAGGGCACUGCUAUGGUGUCACUGGUUUGGCCCAGGUUGACCACUUCGGAGAGGCCAUGACAGUUUUCCCAGGCUGGGGUCUUCCCCCAGGGGGCAUGGGUAAGGGGCUUCAGGGGCUCAGAAUGUGAGUACUGGCCGGUGCACAGUGCUGCCCGGGGCCAGUCUCUGCUGCUGGCUCGGGAUCUGGGAUACCUGCUCCUGAUGAUACCAUGUCCCCAGGGGUAUCGGGGUCUGGAGUCAGGCCAGAGGCGAGUGGAGUGAUUUUGAUGUUUGGUGGGCUGAGUGAGGGGGGCUGUGGAGAGGGGCCCCAGCUGGCAUUUCCCGACCCUCUUCCAGGAAGCCCAGCCCAUUGUAGGCUUCCACUGCCCACUGUGGCGGGACGUGGCAGGAUGCCCCUCUUGGCCCUGCCCCAGUCUGGGCCUGUGGGAGCCCUGGCUAGCGUCCCUUCCCUGCCAGCCAAGUCUCCUUUCUGGAAUAGCUGCCUCAAGGGCCCUUGUCAGGAUCAAAAGUGCUUUGUAAACCGAAGGGGACUGUCCCGGGGCAAGGGGUGUGUGGCCGAGUCCCACCCAGGGUACACUGGGCAGAUGGCAUCCGUGCCCCCUUCAUCCUGGGCUCACCCCUCUUCCUCAUGGCCUCAUUCUGCUUCAUUCAUUCCUUCCUACUUCGUCUGCCCUGCCUCUCCCGCUGCCCCCUCUCUGCCUGCUCCUGGUCUGAUCCUCUGGGCUCUACUCAAGGCUCCCUGUCCCCUCCCCCAGGGCUCCCUCUAGGGUAACAGUGGCUAAGAGUGGCAGCUUAGGGACAUGUGGGCGGGGGGGGCAGGCAGCUUGGUCUCCCGAGGGGGCUCCCGGGGGACAGGAGCCCCUCCCAUGCUCUGGAGAACUGCGCAGGCGCCGUGCCCACCUGAACCUACAUUUGCAAAGAUGCAAACAAGUCAGGGUUUCAGCCGCAGGGACACUGGGAGGGGAGGCGGCCCCCAGGGGUGGGAGGCUGCUGCCACGUAUGUCUGAGGUGGGUGUGGGCCCGCUGUGUCUCGCCAGGUCUUUGCUUCCGGGGGGUCUCGGAGGCAUGCCCUGCUGUGCGCGGGAGGGCGCAGAAUUGAGGUGUCUGCUCCGGGGCACCCCCUGCAACUCCCGCUGGUGAGGAGGGCGGAUGUGGUUUCUCCCUAUGUUCUGUGUCCCGCCAAACAGCGCUCCACUUCCUGUCUGUGUUUUUAAGAAGCCAGCAGCAGGGGGUAACCUGGAGCGUCCCCAGCUGCUGUGGAACAGGGUCACCCACCCCGGCUGGGCUGAGGGCCUCCCAGCUGAGAUCACACCCGCGAGGGCCCCCGGCCAUGCUGCUGCGGGGUCUGAUGGGGGCCGCCCGCUCACAGCCUCCUCUCCUUCCACCCCCCAACCCCCAUCUGCCCUCACCAGCAGGGCCUCCCAGACCAGCCUCCUCCCCCUCAUUAGCACUGGGUGCUCUUGGUGGGGCUGGGCCUUCUGCUGCCGCAGAGCCUGGUGGGAGGGCUCCUCAGUUACCUGAGUGAGGACCCUGCACCACGCCUAGUGGACAAACAGGAGACACAUGGUGACAAUAAGGGUCCUUCUCCUCUGGCCCGCCACCUUCCGGCGUGAUUGGCCCAGUGUAUUAGGCGUGUGGGCAGACUGGGUGUUCUGAGGCUCCGAGUGAGUGCUUGUCAUCUAGGUAACCUGUGUGACCUUCAGGGUUCAUGGUGGCUUAUAGGCUUUGUGACAUCUGUCUGCUGUGACCGCUCAGAAAUGCCACACAGGAUCCUCAGGAGAGGAUUCAUUGUUCCUUCCCAGGAGGCACCUGCCUGGUGUCACAGUGCAAGCAGGCCCAGCUGGAGUUGUCAUUCUCUGCUGUCCCUGCAGGGAGGGAGACUCACCUGGGAUGCAGGAGGGUGAAGCCCUCCCAGGGUCCCCAGAACCCCAGUGCCCCUGGGGUCAAAUCCUAAAGGCCAGAGCAUCCUUGGUCACAUGAGUAGUUGUAGAGGAGCCUGGCAAGGGCCCAGAGCGCUUGUCCUGUGGGGCACUGGGGUGUGGGCUGGCACUGGGCUGUGUUGGUGGGGAGGGGUUGGCCCCCAAGGACUGGGUCUUGUCAGCCGCUCCAGACUGUCCAGGGGUCUGUGGGUCAUGCCUUCGGUGCAGAGGAGAGCAGGGACUCUGGACAAAUCACUAUGCCCAGUGAGCCUCGGUUUCCCCACCUGUGAAAUGGGGCUGGUGUCCGCACCUCCCUCGUGCACGUGCAGGUGAUGAGGCUCAGAGCUCGCCUGGCCCAGAGGAGGUGUCCCUUGAUGGCAGCCACUCUGACCACUCACUGUUACAGUGGCUUGGACUGGACGUGGUCGGACCCGCAACAGGGGACCCAGCUGUGGGGAAGGCUCCGAGAGCACAAGGGUGUGGUCCCUUCCUCCCUCCCAGCCCCUGUGACCCCAGUGGCUCUCUGGACUCUUGGCCAACUCACCAGGAAAUUACUGCAUUUCCUUCCUGCUGGGGCUCAGGAGGGAACAGCCUGCUUACCUGGGCACUGUGCACACGCGCGCGUGUGUGUGUGUGUCUGAGUGUGCGUGUGACAGCAAUGAUGGUGACAGCAGCUGCCUGGCUCCUUGGGGACAGGCAUCCGCUGGCCAGAGCAACCCCCGUUCACAGCUGAGGAGACCCAGGCUCAGGGAGGUCAAGUCAUGUGCCUGGUGUCACCCGGCUGGUGAGGAGGAAGCCCAGCCUGGGUGGCCCUGAGCGUGUUUGUGGCUCAUGGUGGUGGGCAUUGUGGAUGUGUGAAGGUGUGUGAUGCUACUCUACCAGCCGCCCCUCCACCUGCCCGCCAUUGUCCUGGGGUUCACGGCGGUGACCAGGUGGUCGAGGCUCUUGUCCUCGUGGUGGGGGAGACAGACAAUAAAUCCAUACCUGGUGCUGAGGGGUUGGAAGUGAUUAUUGGUCAUUCUGCAUAUCCUCUUCUAUAAAGUUUCUGUUAAAAUCUUCUGCCCACCUUUCUAUCAGGUGCAUAUCAAAUGCAUUUUCUGCAUUAUUAAGACAAUCAAGUCAUUUUUCUCCCUUUUAAAAAGUACAAUGGACAUUAAACCACCCUUGCAUUCCUGGGACAAACCCAGCUUGUUCAUGAUUUAAUAUCAUUUUUAUUUAUUAUUAGGUUUGAUUUGCUAAUAUUUUGCUUAGGAUUUUUUUUUAGAUUUUGAAAAAAAAUUAAGUUUAUUUAAGUUUAUGUAUCUAUCUAUUUACAUAUGGAGGCACUGGGGAUUGAACCCAGGACCUUGUGCUUGCUAAGCACAUGCUCUGCUGCUGAGCUGUACCCUCCCCACUUGCUUAGGAUUUUUCCCUUUAUGUUCAUGAUAGCUACUGGUCUGUAAUUUCCCUUUCUUACCAUGUCUGUGUCACAGGUUGGUAUCAAGGUUAUACUGGCCUCAUAGAAAGAGCUUGGAAUUAAACAACAACAAAAAAAGAGCUGGGCAAUGUUUUCUCCUUUUCCAUGGUUUGCAAGAGUUGGCUUUGUUUUGCUGUUGUUGUUUCUUGUUCUUAAAAUUUGUGUUGCUCCUAAAAUGUUUGGAAGAGUUUACUGGUUAGUCUUCUGAGCCUGAGUUUUUUGUGUAUAUGUGGAGGUUUUAAGUAACAGAUUCUGUUUCUUUAAUAAAUAUGAGACUAUCAAUUUUUAUUUCUUGUUGGGUGAGUUUUAGUAAGUUCUUUCCAAGGAAUGUGUCCAGUUUAUGCACGUCGUCAUGUGUACUGGCAUACAGUUUUUUAUCUUUUUCACGUCUGUAGGGUCUGUAAUGCAUCCUCGUUUCCAUGCUUGAUAUUGAUAACUAGAGUUUUACUGUUCUUGAUCUUGAUAAGGGUUUUUUUAUCAGUUUUAUUCUCUUUUUGAAGAACCACCUUUUGGCUUUGUUGAUUUUGUAUAAUUACACAAUUAUUAUAUAUUUAUUUCCUCUUUCACUAGUUUCUCCUUUAUCUUGAUUCUACUUCCAUUGAGUUUAUGUUGCUUUAAAAAAAAAAAUUCCCCUUGAGAUACGUCUUGGGAAACACAGAUUAUAAGGUGGGUACAUAGAUGAUUGAUCUUUAAACUCUCUUCUAAUAUAUGCAUUUCAAGCUAUAAUUUUCCCUCAAAGUGUUACUUGCCUGCAUUCCACACGUUUUUUUUGUUCCCAUAAAUAUUUAUAUUUUUAUUUUGAAAAAGUUUUGCACCCACAGAACCAUGGAAAGAGUACCCAUAUACUCUUCAAUUAGAGUCAAUAAUUGUUUAUAUUUGGCCACAUUCUCUCCCCCCACCCCCAUAUAUCUAUCGUUCUGCAUUUUUGGAAAGUAAGUUGCAUUUAUCAUGACACUUUUUCCCUAAAUACUUAAUACAUGUAUUUACUAAGAAUAAGAUUAUUCUUCUGUACAACCUUAAUACCAUUAUCACACACAAGAAAUUUAACCUUUAUACAAUCGUACACCUAGUCCAAUUCAGAUUUUUUCCUAGUUGACCCAAUCUCUCCCCCUCCCUUUCCUUCUUUCUUUUUUCUUUUCCUUUCCUUUCCUUCCCUUCCCCUUCCUUCCUUCCUUUCUUUUUUUCUUUCUUUUUUUCUUUUCUUCUUUCUUUCUUUCUUUCUAUUUUUAUUGAAGUACAGUCAGUUACAAUGUUGUGUCAAUUUCUGGUGCACAGCACAAUGCUUCAGUGACAUAGGAACAUACAUACAUUUGUUCUCAUAUUCUUCUUCACCAUAGGUUACUACAAGAUACUGAAUAUGGUUCCCUGUGCUAUACAGUAUAAACAUGUUUAUCUGUUUUAUAUACAUGUUAGUAUCUGCAAAUCUCGAACUCCCAAUUUUUCCCUUCCCACCUCCUUCCCCCCGAUAACCAUAAAUUUUCUAUGUCUCUGAGUCUGCUUCUGUUUUGUAAAUAAGUUCAUUUGUCUUUUUUUUUUAGAUUCUAUGUAUAAAUACCAUGUGGUAUUUUUCUUUAUCUUUCUGGCUUACUUCACUUAGAAUGACACUCUCCAGAUCCAUCCAUGUUGCUACAGAUGGCAUCAUUUUAUUAUUUUUUAUGGCUGAGUAGUAUUCUAUUGUGUAAAUAUACCACAACUUCUUUAUCCAGUCAUCUGUCAAUGGACAUUUAGGUUGUUUCCAUGUCUUGGCUAUUGUAAAUAGCACUGCUGUGAACAUUGGAGUGCAUUAUCUUUUCGAAUUAAAGUUUCCUCCAGAUAUAUGCCCAGGAGUGAGAUUGCUGGAUCAUAUGAGCCAUCCUCCAGCAGCGCGGCUCACCUGUGGAUGCCACCAUCGCGACACUGGUCUGCACUGGGGUGGUCCACCCCCAGAGCAUGGGCCUGGGUGGAGGGGUCAUCUUCACCAUCUACAAUGCGACCACAGGGCAGGUGGAGGUCAUCAAUGCCAGGGAGACAGUGCCUGCCAGCCAUGACCCGGCUCUGCUGGACCAGUGCGAGCAGGCUCAGCCUCUGGGCACAGGCUCCCAGUGGAUCGGGGUGCCCGGGGAGCUUCGCGGAUAUGCCGAGGCCCACCGCCGCCACGGCCGCCUGCCCUGGGCACAGCUGUUCCAGCCCACCAUCGCUCUGCUUCAAGGGGGCUUCCGCGUGCCCCCUGUCCUGGGCCAGUUCCUGAGCAACAGCCUCCUGCGGCCUUCCCUGUAUGCAUCCUCCCUGAGGCAGCUCUUCUUCAACGGGACAGAACCCCUGAGGACUCAGGACCCUCUCCCGUGGCCCGCGCUGGCCGCCACCCUGGAGGCCGUGGCCGCGGAAGGCGCAGAGGCCCUCUACACAGGGAAGCUGGGCCAGCUGCUGCUGGAGGACGUUGCCAAGGAAGGCAGCCGGCUGACCUUGCAGGACCUGGUGUCGUUCCAGCCGGAGGUGGUGGAUGCCCUGGCAGUGCCCCUCGGGGACUACACCCUGUACUCACCGCCGCCACCUGCGGGGGGCGCGAUUCUCAGCUUCGUCCUCAAUGUGCUCAAAGGGUUCAACUUUUCCGCCGAGUCGGUGGCCAAGCCCGAGGGGACCGUGAACUUAUACCACCAUCUUGUAGAGACACUCAAGUUUGCUAUGGGGCAGAGGUGGCGGCUGUGGGACCCUCGAAGCCACCCGAAGGUCCAGAGCGCCUCCCAGGACCUGCUGGGGGAGGCCCUGGCCCAGCACAUCCGCCAACAGAUCGACGCCCGGGGUGACCACCAGCUCAGCCACUACAGCCUGGCUGGGUCCUGGAGCCACAGGAUGGGCACGGCCCAUGUGUCUGUGUUGGGAGAGGAUGGCAGCGCCGUGUCCGCCACCAGCACCAUCAACACACCCUUUGGUGCCAUGGUAUACUCACCACGCACGGGCGUCCUCCUCAACAACGAGCUCCUGGACCUGUGCUGGAGGCGCCCAUGGGGCUCCAGAGCCACCCCGCCGCCCGUUCCAGGCGAGCGGCCCCCAUCAUCCAUGGCCCCGUCCAUCUUGGUCAACGCAGCCCAGGGGUCGAAGCUGGUGAUCGGCGGGGCUGGCGGGGAGCUCAUUGUCUCCGCUGUGGCCCAGGCCAUCAUCCAGAAGCUGUGGCUGGGCCUCAACCUGCAAGCUGCCAUCACAGCCCCCAUCCUGCACGUGGACAGCAAGGGCCGGGUAGAGUACGAGCCCGGCUUCAGCCAGGAGGUGCAGAAGGGGCUCCAGGACCGAGGCCAGAACCAGACUGAGAGGCACUUUUUCCUGAAUGUGGUCCAGGCUGUGUUCCGGGAAGGGGCCUGCGUGUAUGCCGCCUCAGACCCCAGAAAGGGUGGAGAGGCCUCAGGCUACUGAAGAGGCUGCCACUGCCUCCCGUCCCCCGUCCAUGUGUGCCCAGGCUGGCCUGGCCCAUGGGACUGAGUGCUCUGGCAGGAUCUGGACCCCUUGGCCGGGUGGUCAGCCUGGGGCUGCAAGAGGUGGGGACAGCCGGGCAGAUGGACUGUGGGGGCCGAGCCCUCCCCCUGAGCCCCCUGUGGCCCUGCCCUGGCCCCUCCAGCCUUCCCAGGCCUCUCACCCAGGGCUGUGCCCCCCACCCCUGACCCCACUCCCUACCUGUGUAUCCUCCAGCCCAAUAUUAAAGAAUAGACUUCA
Molecule: messenger RNA, 7309 nt
Organism: Camelus dromedarius (Arabian camel)
Lineage: Eukaryota; Metazoa; Chordata; Mammalia; Artiodactyla; Camelidae
Gene: GGT5
Product: gamma-glutamyltransferase 5
Exons: 12
Coding region: 5555-7012 (485 amino acids)
Biological process (GO): inflammatory response; leukotriene D4 biosynthetic process; glutathione catabolic process
Cellular component (GO): plasma membrane
Molecular function (GO): glutathione gamma-glutamate hydrolase; leukotriene-C(4) hydrolase activity
Source: RefSeq, a predicted model, not a curated record